AUGGCCGACCUCCUCAAGAAACCAGCGAUGGAGAAGGAGCCUCUCCAUUCUGAGUGCCGACGUCCAAAAUGGUCUUGGGUGACCAUAUUCUGGUCAGUAGCAGGCGCAGGCCUCCUGGGGCUUACUGGGUUCCGUGGGUUGCUUACCCCGGCACACCCCUGGGUCACUCCAGACAAUCACAACCCCCUCCCGCAUGAGACUCAACUCCAAGUACAAGACUCGCCCUAUGGAUUAUACCCUCAAGAGAACGAUCCAUUUCAUUUCCUCCCCUGUACUGGCGCCAGUCGUCUGCCACCGCUUGACGACCCGACCCCUCAGCAGUCAUGGGCCAGUCUUUUCGAUCCAAACCCCAGCCAUUGGAACUGGGGUAGCAAUGGCCGGGGAAUCUACCUUUGUGGAUACUUGGAUCUCCCAAUUGACUAUCACAACCACUCGGAUACUCGUAUAGUCCGCAUUGCGGUGACCAAAUUCCAGGUUGCGGGCCUGCCUCUGAAGAAUGACUCUGAUUCUGUCACGAACAGCUACAAGAGCAAGCGUACACUUAUCAUCGAGCCCGGAGGUCCAGGCGGCAGUGGAACGUCUUACCUGUGGGAGACUGCGGAGGAAAUGACCAACCGCCUUGGCGACGGGCAACUCGAUGUACUCGGCUGGGAUCCACGGGGUGUCAACACUUCCCUCCCCUCUGCAGCAUGCUACCCUCAGGAUGCCCACCGGGAUCGCUGGUCACUCCUCGCGCUUCGGUAUCGCGAAGAAGCUCCAGCAGCGCAACUCGAAAUGAUGGAUGCCAUGAACAACGCUACAUUCUUUGCCUGCCACCAACGCCUCGGUGAUUUUGGUCGCUUCGUCAGCACGGCCUUUGUGGCACGCGAUCUCGACGAGAUUCGUAAAGCCCUUGGGGAAGAAGAAGUCACUGGAUACUUUCUCAGUUAUGGGACGGGUAUCGGUCAGACGUAUGUCAAUAUGUUUCCCGACCGUGCGGGCCGAUUGAUUCUCGACGGGACGGAGUACGUCAAGGAUCACCGCCUCCUGGGUGGCUUCGGUUGGACCUCCCUCGACAAUGCAACGGAUGCGUGGCGUGAUGGGUUCUUGGGCGAGUGCAUCAGUGCUGGACCGGAAGCGUGUGCGCUGGCCAAACCAAUCUCCGACAAGGACGGUCCCGUCACAUUAGAACAGUUGGAAGGACGCAUGGCCCGACUACUCGCAUCGCUUCAGAUCCGGCCUCAAUCCGCAUACACGGAAUCAGGGGGUCCGUCCUUGAUCACGUACUCUGCGCUCGUGGAGAACCUGCUAUACCCGGUCAUGUACAGACCGGCAAACUGGCCAAGCAUUGCACAACUCCUCUAUGAACUGGAAGCAGGCAAUGCAACACUAGCAGCAACCCAGCUAGAGACCUCAUGGAGCGAUCACUCGGAGAAACCCUCCUAUCCGCAUAUACCAUCAUCCAGCGAACUAGAGCUCCUCGUAAUCUGCUCCGAUUCCUACGAUGCACCCAUGCCGGACGGCCUCGACUGGUGGGACCAGCUAUGGGCGAACAUGACUGCCCAAAGCUGGAUGGCCGGUAACUCACGUUUCUUCGCCGUCCUACCUUGCCGACACUAUAAUACCUACUGGGGCCGUCCGUCGGAGGUAUACCGCGGUGACCUCAACAACACUCUCAAGACUCCUACCCUUCUUAUCGCCUCGACGUAUGACCCUGCGACGCCGCUGCGCAAUGGAAGGAGGCUUUUAGAGGAGAUGGGUCAGAAUGCCCGGUUAAUUGUGCAUCAUGCGUACGGGCAUAGUUCCAGACGGGACUCGUCGGAAUGUACGGAUCGUGUGGCGACGGCUUAUAUCAUGGAUGGCACUCUCCCCGAGGAACGGGAAACGGACUGCUAUGCCGAUAAGAAGCCUUUCUCUCAGUAG
Penicillium brasilianum is the source of this 1902-nucleotide messenger RNA. The record is from the annotation of a GenBank genome assembly. Lineage: Eukaryota; Fungi; Ascomycota; Eurotiomycetes; Eurotiales; Aspergillaceae.